AUCAAGAAAAAACCAGUUAGCAGAUGGAUUCUGUCGACUCCGGCAAAAACGGAACGAAAGGAAAACACUCCCUGCCAAUGCCUCACCCUUUCAGAGGAAGAUUUUCAGCUGGAGCAUUCCUAACACCAAGGCAAAGUGAGACCGUAACAGUCUGUGGGUAUUUAUCACCAGAUAACUUUUAAAUGAAUUUUCAUUUUGAAAAGAGAUCAUUUUAUGUAGUAGAAAUGCAAGCUUAAUGUGAUCUAGCCUGAAGUGCUUUGUUUGAGAGACCUAAAAUGUGUGGCAACAUUUUGCACUGGUGGAAGAAGCAGUCAUGGGCCAUCAUAAGUGCGCUGGUCUCCACUUAUUACUCUGUAUCAGCACAAUUCUGAGCCUCUGUCAUCAAAGCUCAGCCUGCCGCCUGGGAACAGAGACAGAAUGUGAGAAAGCACCCUUUGUGCCUGGCUACAACCUUGCAGGAGAAGGAUUUGAUGUAGUUAGGCUGCAACGCAAAGGUGCCUAUUUGAUAAACGUCAAAUCCCAGAGGUCUGACAACUGCACAUGUACCGUGUGCAAGAAUCGCUUCCAAGGAGGACAGGUGCAGAAACUUCCCUUGGCCAUUGUGGACUGGCGUCCUUUCAGCCGCUGCAACAAACAGCUGUCAAGUGCUCUUCACCAUUCCAUUGAUUCACUUAUCAAAAGCUCCACAUCACUAAUCAACAAUAACUGGGGGAUGGACCUUAGCCUGGAUGAUUUGGGCAAGGCUGUUUUAGGAGGGAGCCACUCGGAUAUAGCUAAGUUUGCCCAAUCACAGCACACGAUGGACAAGGCGACCUUUGCUCUCCAUGAGAUCAGCUGCACUUAUUACAGCUACAGGGUAAUGGAUCAGCCAGAGCUCAGUGCAGAAUUUACUAAACGUUUACUUCAACUACCUAGACACUACAGUGAGAAAACGAAAUCCCAGUAUCGGAGGAUUAUCGAUACAUAUGGCACCCAUUACAUCCGUCAUGUCUAUUUAGGAGGACGUGUGAGACAAGUCACAGCCUUCCGAACCUGCCUUGCAACCCUAAAGGGCUUUAUGGAGUCUGAUAUAAAGAACUGUCUGAACAUUGACUUAAAAAUGGCUCUAGGAUUUCUGCCUGCAAACACAUCACUUUCUUAUAAAUGCUCCAAUAUUCUCAAGGAUAACAUGAGCAUGGGCUUCUAUCAGGGCUUCCUGACGCAGAAGUUGGAGGUCUUGGGUGGCGAAAGUUACUUCCCAGACCUUGCGUUUCAUCAGAGUCCAGCCGAAGCUUAUGCAAGCUGGAUGAACAGCUUGCGUGUGAACCCAGAUAUAAUUUCAUAUGCCAUUUUUCCUCUCCAUCAUCUGGUAGCUGACCCAGAACUAAGUGCCAGCCUGAGGAGAGCUGUGACUGAGUACAUUGAAGAGAACAAGCUUCCUUCAGAGCAGAAUCAGAACCAGGAAUGCAAACCAACACCAAACUUGGACCACAACUGCUGCCCUCUGCGAGCAGGUCAUGGCACCUUGACAGUGGUGGUGCAUCGGGCCACAGGUCUAAAGGCAGACUUCUUUACUAAAACGGAUGGAUACGUCAAAGUGUGGUACAAUAACAUGUAUGAAGAGACAGACAUAGUGAUGGAUGAUAACAACCCAGAAUGGAACAUUACUUACAGUUUUGGUUCAAUUGAAUUUGGUCAUGAGUUAAUAUUUGAGGUAUGGGACAGUGAUGUAAUGUAUAAUGACAUGGUGGGAAGGUGUGUUGUCUAUCCUGAACGUGGAAUUCACACACAUAGUUGUAGAUUAACAAAAGGAGUCUUUUAUUUCACUUACAGCGCCCAAUGUGAUGCUCACCUGGCUGGCCAUAGGUGUGGACGAUACUCCCCAAAAGCCUGAGUGCCUCCAUCAGACAAUUACAAAGAUGAUAUUUUUACUAACUAUGAAAUAUUAAGAAUUUUUGUUUUACUUUCUCUCUAGCUUUUUCACUUAUCUUUACAUCAAAUUUAAUUUCAAAUGACCAUUAAAUAUAAACAUGUGCAAAAUAUCAGUCGUAGUCUGUUUAUUAGUGUUAGAACUUUCUAAAUGGAACCAUGACUACAGGAAAACCUAACUGUUGCUUUUGGAAUAAUUGUGGCAUUAAUUUCUGGAUUAAUAUGAAUUCUCAUUUAGUUUACUUUGUACUGCUUAUUAGUAUAUAUACAGUGAGGUCCGUAAAUAUUUGGACAUUGACAAUUCUUGUUAUUUUAGCUGUCUACCACAGUAUACAUGAGUUGAAAUAAAAUAAUAAAUGAGCUCAAAGUGCAAGAAAGUCUUUCAGCUUUAAUUUGAGCAUAUUUACAGCCAAAUCAGGUCAAGUGUUACAGCACCUUUUAUAUCCUGUUAAUCAGGUAUGUAAGGAAUGCAAGUAAUGUAAAUAAGUAUCUAAUGUAAUGUACCAAUUGAAAAUAUACUGGUAAACAGCAGUCAUCAUUUACACUCAACACAAUCUUUUCUUAAGGAAGAAAAUUUGCUGCUCUCUGUGAUUUUAGUCUUUUAUGCUCUGCUCAAUCUCUUGGUGGAAUACAUUUAAAAAGGAGAGACUGGCCAAGCCACUUUGAGCAUUUGCUAAGGUCAUACAGUCAAUAGUAAAUUGUUAAGAAAUCUAGCUAGUGUUUGGUGCCUUGGUUUAUGCCACCACUUGGUUCACUCACAUUGGUUUGUUAGUUAUAUCAGCACGGUGAAAAUGAGCAACAUACCAGAACUCCCCAUUCAGACUUUUUUAGAACACUCUACAGCAGAACAAGACAUGGCUUUGAUACAAAACUCUCAAGAGCUUCAGGUGCAUGUUGGAAAGUUCAUGAGGCUUGAUGGUGAUGUGCAAAAACUUUCAAAUCAUGAAAUAACGCCUAUAAAAUGCAUUUUUCAUAAGGAAAAAUAUUGGAGGGGAUACCAAGCUCAACUAACCUUGUUUUUUAAAAAAAAAAAAAAAAAAAAGGCCACUAUUCUUGAAAAUCACAUGGAGAUUUUUAAACAUUUCACUUCCAUGAGAAUGGGCAGGGUUGCAC
This is a messenger RNA of Pangasianodon hypophthalmus (striped catfish), 3021 nucleotides long. RefSeq names its product perforin 1.5 (gene prf1.5). Bases 314 to 1873 code for a protein of 519 amino acids. NCBI's taxonomy places the organism in Eukaryota, Metazoa, Chordata, Actinopteri, Siluriformes, Pangasiidae. The record is from RefSeq and is a predicted model, not a curated record. The transcript has 3 exons.